AUGGUAGCUGAUUCAACCUAUAUGUCAAUAUCUGCAAAAUCUUAUCCAUUUUCAAUGGCAGAUAGAUCAGCAUUAAAUAAAGAAGAAAUACUUAUUAAAAAUGAUAAAUUAACAAGUCAAGAACAAUGGCAUAAUGUUCGCCUUUGGUUUUAUAAUCCACGAAAUCGUGAAGUCUGUGGAAGAGAUGGUUCAGAAUGGGCACAAAUUGCUUUUUCCUAUUUUGUAUUAUUCAUGUCUAUGGCUGGAAAUUCAAGUGUUUUUGCUUUUGAUACAUUACGACCAAAUCCUGGUCUUGGUUUUCGCCCUCAAAUAAGUAUUGAAAAAACUUUAAUAAAAUAUCGUUCAUCACAUCGUGAUUCAUGGGGAAAUCAUGAAGGUUGGGGUGUUUAUAAAGAACAAUUAGAUCAAUAUUUAGCUUAUUAUACUGAAGCUGAUGUUCGAUAUCAACAAGUGAUUGAUUGUAAAGGACUUUCAAUUGAAAAACUUCGUCCACAAUUUUAUCAAGGAAAAUCAUGUCUUUUUGAUAUAAAUGUGUUUAACAAGAGUAAAAUACCAUGCAUUACACAGAAAAAUUUUGAAUAUGAUCGUGGUCGUCCGUGUGUUCUCUUAAAACUUAAUAAAAUUUAUGAUUGGGAACCAAUUACAUAUCAAAAUGCUGCUCAAGUACCAGAACAAUUAAAAGCUUUAUGGACAAGUGAAUUUUCUGAUUAUAUAUUAGUUCAAUGUAAUGGAAAAAAUGACAUUGAUCGAGAUUUUAUCUAUGAAAUUGAAUAUUUUUCCCAAAUGAAUACAAAAACAAUAGGUGGAUUUCAUCAGAAUUUCUUUCCAUAUGUUAAUCAAGAUGGUUAUCGAAGUCCAUUAGUUUUUGUUUAUUUUAAAAGAAUUGAAACAAAUGUUUUAAUUAAUGUUGAAUGUCGUGCUUAUGCACAAAACAUUGAUCAUAAUGAUAGUCUAGAAUAUAAAACUGGAAGUGUUCAUUUUGAACUGAUUGUUGAAUGA
This is a messenger RNA of Rotaria sp. Silwood1, 999 nucleotides long. The record is from the annotation of a GenBank genome assembly. NCBI's taxonomy places the organism in Eukaryota, Metazoa, Rotifera, Eurotatoria, Philodinida, Philodinidae.